Messenger RNA from Nannizzia gypsea CBS 118893, 960 nucleotides. Its product is annotated as phosphotransferase enzyme family protein. The transcript has 2 exons. The coding region runs from base 1 to 960 and encodes 319 amino acids. The record is from RefSeq and is a predicted model, not a curated record. NCBI's taxonomy places the organism in Eukaryota, Fungi, Ascomycota, Eurotiomycetes, Onygenales, Arthrodermataceae.
AUGACUCUAUCGCGAAUUGAGUAUUCCAAACGGAAUAGCUUGGGUGUAGAACAGACGGAAACGCAAACCAAACCAAAGCUACUCCUUUCCCAGUUACCUAGCGAUGAGUUGGCCACAAUGGAUUUUCGUGGAUCUUCCUUCUUUAAAACGAACAAGAGCCUUCCAACGACAGAUGAAGUCAUGGCUUUGUCUACUUACCCCCAUAAAACAUAUUAUGAUCCACCUCCUGUGAUUUUUGAUCAGCUUGGCUUGCUCGUGAAAUUUGGUCAACGUAUUACAAUCGCUGAAGCUCAAUGUGUGUGGGCAAUGCAAGAACUGUUUGGUGACAAAGUGCCUGUUCCGGAGCUUUUUGGCUGGCGAGUUCGAAACGGGCUCGUGUUUAUCUACAUGCAACUCGUCCGUGGGGAUACCCUAGCAGACAGGUGGGAUUGUAUGCCUGAGAAAGAUAGAAUAUCUAUCUGCGACGAGCUUCGUGAAAUCAUAACAUCCCUACGGGAGCUGCGGUAUGGUGACACUGAUCAGCCAUUUAUUGGAUCAAUUAACCGACAAAAUGUUCGUGAUUAUAUUUUUGUAACUCGCCCACUUGGUGGACCUUUUGAGACCCUUGAGCAGUUUCAUGACUGGAUAUCCUCUUUACCACUUAUCGGACUCUCUGUCCCUAGCAAUUAUGUUGAUCCCUACAGGUCGUAUUUACCGGAUGAUGCGACUAUCAAGUUUACCCAUGCAGAUCUUCAUGCACGCAACAUUAUUAUAUCCCGAGAUAACUCUCCAAAGAUUCUUGCACUUAUAGACUGGGAGCAGUCUGGUUGGUACCCGGAAUAUUGGGAAUGGUGUAAGGCCUGUUAUACCUCUGACUGCUUUGGAGAAUGGAGAAACAAGUGGAUACCAAAGAUUUUCACUGCAUACCACGACGAGUUCAACGUUUUUGCUGAGUAUAUCCAUUUUAUGGGGGCCAUGUAG